This is a messenger RNA of Beauveria bassiana ARSEF 2860, 3339 nucleotides long. Its product is annotated as fungal specific transcription factor. The record is from RefSeq and is a predicted model, not a curated record. NCBI's taxonomy places the organism in Eukaryota, Fungi, Ascomycota, Sordariomycetes, Hypocreales, Cordycipitaceae. Gene Ontology annotation, biological process: regulation of DNA-templated transcription; DNA-templated transcription. The coding region runs from base 1 to 3339 and encodes 1112 amino acids. The transcript is spliced from 2 exons. Gene Ontology annotation, cellular component: nucleus. Gene Ontology annotation, molecular function: zinc ion binding; DNA-binding transcription factor activity, RNA polymerase II-specific; DNA binding.
AUGUCCGCUGGCCAGCCUCUACUGAAUCUUCCACCCCAUUUCCAGCAUGCUGCCCACCCCCAUCUUGGACACGAUUCCCAUCUGCAACCAGGCAUGAACGAUAGCUCCGCGUUUUCUCACGGUCCUAGCUCAAGCCCCUUCAACUCUGCCAUGGACCCCUCUCAGUAUGGUGACUUUGCUUUUGCCUAUGCCAACAUGUCGGGCAUGACGGACCAGUCCGCUUCUGCCUUUGAAGACCCUUCUGGCUCCGAUCACUUUUCCCUUCAUUCUACCAUGGCUCCGGCUUCUGUGAGCAGUGCCAAUAUGAACUCACUGACAGUAGCUCCCAACUCUAGCUUUGCUAUUGACCCCUCUGCCUUUAGCGCUGCUGGUAUCGACACCAUUCCCGACGAAACUGCCUCUGUUGAUAGGCCUUCUCCCAGCCACGCCUCAGCCGGAGACAAUGCAAACGACGAUUUUGGCUCGUCCGCUGCUGGACGUGCCGACGGAACUGAUCUCGGCAAGAGCAAGAUCGACAAAGCUGAGACGCCUGCAUGGAGCGAGCUCAAAACAAAGGCCGGCAAGGAUCGAAAGCGUCUGCCGCUGGCUUGCAUCGCCUGCCGCCGCAAAAAGAUUCGCUGCUCUGGUGAAAAACCUGCCUGCAAACACUGCCUGCGCUCCAGAAUACCCUGUGUCUACAAGGUCACCAGUCGCAAGGCUGCGCCACGCACCGACUACAUGGCCAUGCUUGACAAGCGGCUCAAGCGCAUGGAGGAACGCAUCAUCAAGUAUGUUCCUAAAUCCGACCAGGACAGCCUUGCUCCCGUAACUCGUGCCGUCGUCAAACCUGCAAUACCUGGUACCACCGCCGCCAGCAAGGUUGCCGCCAAGAAACGCCGCGCCGAUGAAGCCUUUUCUCCAGAUCUUGAAUCUUGGGUGAAUGGAGCGUCCAAAUCCAAAUUCGGCAACGGCGACGCCCCUCCUCUCAUGGCCGCCGACUCUCAAGAAAAAGAAGAGAACAAACUAAUCCGCGAAGGAAUCGAUGCCCUACCCUCAAAAGAGAUUCAACAACACCUUGCCGAAGUCUUCUUUGAUAGCGUGUACGGGCAAGCGUAUCACCUACUACAUAAGCCAAGCUUUAUGCGCAGGCUAAAGAGCAACUCUCUGCCCCCCGUUCUCGUGCUCUCCGUUUGUGCUGUAUCUGCUAGAUUCUCAACGAAUCCCAAACUGCCACUUACAUCGCGACCAUUCCUUCGAGGAGAGGAAUGGGCACAGCACGCUAGAGACAUAUGCACCAAACACUACGAGUGGCCAAGCAUGACCAUUUUGACAUGUCUGCUAAUACUCGGCCUUCAUGAGUUCGGCACUUGCCACGGUGGCCGGAGUUGGGCACUUGGCGGACAAGCUAUUCGCAUGGCAUACGCUCUGCAGCUGCACAAAGACCUUGACUAUGACCCUCAAAGCAAAGGACUCAAAGUGUCUCUCAGCUUUGUCGAUCGAGAAAUUCGGAGACGCAUCAUGUGGGCCUGCUUCCUGAUGGACCGAUUUACUUCGUCUGGCACAGACCGCCCCAUGUUCAUAUCUGACGACUCUCUGACCAUCCCGCUACCCGUGAGCGAACGUUGCUUUCAAUUGGACAUGCCCGCACAAACAGAACUUCUCGACGGUAGACCAGGACCGCCCGCUGCGGAAGGUCAAGCUGCAGAUACUGAUGUCCGCAGCAACAUGGGACCGUCAGCUUUCUUCAUUCGUGGCCUUGCUUUGUGGGGCCGCAUCGUCACCUACUACAACCACGGCGGUAAAGACCGAGAACAAUUCGCCCAGUGGGAUGAGCGCUCGCAAUACUCGAAGCUUGUGCGUGACGCCGAAGAACUGCUCCGCAACCUGCCGGCGCAGUUGCAAUACUCCAAGGAAAACCUCGAACUGCAAAUCACUGAGAGAACCGCUGCUCAAUACCUGUUUAUGCACAUGACUAUACAUCAAUGCUUGCUCUACGUUUGUCAAGCAGCUAUGAGCAGCCACCAGUCUAACACGGAAGCGCCAAAGGAAUUCAUCCCUCGUCUGACGGGCAAGACCUUCCAUGCAGCCAACAGCAUCUCUCAGUUACUAAAGGACUCCGAUGAACGCCAGUGCUUCGUGUCUGCACCGUUUGCAGGAUAUUGUGCUUUCUCGUCGUCGUCGGUGCAGAUAUACGGGAUGGUCUCUGGAAACCCGAAGCUUAAAGCAGCCGCCGAGGUCCACCUUGCCAUCAAUAUCACAUACUUGAAGAAAAUGAUGAAGUACUGGGGCAUGUUCCACUGGAUGGUGGACGACAUUCGACGCCAAUACAAGAACGCCUACGAUGCCUCUCGACGACCCGGUGUAAACGGCGCCAUGCAAAGUAAACAACCGCUGCUGCAGUACGCGGAUUGGUUUAACCGCUACCCUUCUGGUGUGUCCAACGUUGAUUCCAUGGAUCCAAACUUGCCCAGACGCACCAGUAGUGGAGAGGAUGCCGUUUUGGAGCAAAAGCCAGAGUUGCACUCUGUCGGAGAGUUUCUGGAAAACCUGUCGCCUGCCUCCCAUGCCGUGGAUGGUAAAGACCCUAGUAAGACACCAAUGCAAAAGCGAAAGACACUUUCUCUCAAGAAGAACCCUACUGGUGUCACACCUCCCAACAAGACAGAUCAGCCUACCCCUGAAGCGCGGCAAGCUUCUGCCGCGCUUACCCCUUGCAGAGCUUCAGACCAAUCCGGCGGCACCCCUCGCAUGCAGGUUGACCAGCGCAAAUUCUCGAACCCUGGUAAUGCGCAGCCUCCUAUGUCAUUCAACGCGCAUAGCAUGCCUGCUCAAUCGCAGGCAUACAUGUCCAGCAUGUCCCCCAUCAGCCCUAACAAUAUGGCGACGUACCCUCCACAGCCACAGAUGCCAUUUUUUGCCGAUAUCGUGCCUCUUGGCAUGGGAGGUCAAGACGCCGGACUUCCUCAGCAAAUGUUUAGUAUCGUACCAGGUGGCAUGAAUGCGCCACCGCAAGAAAACACCAACGGAUGGCAGGGGAUGCCCAACGGUGCCCACAACCCGCGCCAAGGCUCGGCAGCUGCACCAAAGAAUGAGAAUGCCGCCAUGAACCAGCAACGACAUCCGUCUCAGCAGCAGAACCCCAUGACUGCGCCGACAAUGAAUAUUUUCAACUCUGCGCCAGAUAGCUCGUGGUUCAUGGGAUACGAUAUGGAGCAACCGGAGAUGAAUCAAGACAUGAACAUGACCAGUAGCAACAUGGACGGGUUCGGCAUCUUUGCUGGGGGCAAUAGUGGCAACCCCGCAAACGGCAGUGGCAUGCCGCAAAACCACAUGGGUGGUGGACUGCAGCAUGGCAUGUAA